Molecule: messenger RNA, 1481 nt
Organism: Myotis davidii
Lineage: Eukaryota; Metazoa; Chordata; Mammalia; Chiroptera; Vespertilionidae
Gene: IRF3
Product: interferon regulatory factor 3
Exons: 8
Coding region: 144-1403 (419 amino acids)
Biological process (GO): immune system process; regulation of transcription by RNA polymerase II
Cellular component (GO): nucleus
Molecular function (GO): protein binding; DNA-binding transcription factor activity, RNA polymerase II-specific; RNA polymerase II cis-regulatory region sequence-specific DNA binding
Source: RefSeq, a predicted model, not a curated record
AACGCGGAAGAGCCGGGGAGCUGGUAGAAGCCCGGAGUGAGGAACGGGCGAAAGGAUGAGUCUGACAUGACCUGGAGGGGGGCUGUGUACCCUGGAGAAAGUGAAGCAAGGAAGGGGAGAAGUGAAGCAGUGGCAGGCCCGACAUGGGAUCCCAAAAGCCGAGGAUCCUGCCUUGGCUGGUGUCUCAGCUGGACGAGGGGCAACUGGAGGGCGUGGCUUGGCUGGACCAGAGCCGCCGGCGCUUCCGCAUCCCCUGGAAACACGGUUUGCGGCAGGAUGCCCAGCAGGAGGACUUCGGCAUCUUCCAGGCCUGGGCAGAGGCCAGCGGUGCCUACACUCCUGGGAGAGACAGGCCUGACUUGCCAACGUGGAAGAGGAAUUUCAGGUCUGCCCUGAACAGGAAGGAGGUGUUGCGUUUAGCUGAGGACCGGAGCAAGGACCCCCACGACCCGCACAAGAUCUACGAGUUUGUGAACUCAGUUGGGGACUUCCCUGAGCUGGAGACUUCGGACACCGAUGGCAGAUUCAGUACCUCUGACACCCAGGAGGACAUUCUGGAGGAGUUACUGAAUGACAUGGCCUUGGGCCCAGUUCCAGAUGAGGGGGCCUCGAGCCUGGCUGUGGCCCCUGAACACCCCCCUCAGCUCUUGCUGAGCCCCAACUUAGACAUGCCUGCUCCCUACCCAAACCCAACGCCCCCUGAAAACCCACUGAAGCAGCUGUUGAUGCCCCAGGACGACUGGGAGUUCGAGGUGACCGCCUUCUACCGGGGCCGCCAAGUCUUCCAGCAGACGGUCUUCUGCCCGAGGGGCCUGCGGCUGGUGGGGUCAGAUGGAGGGGACAGGACACUCCCCGGGCAGCCGAUAACACUGCCAGACCCUGGGGCGUUCCUGACAGACAGGGCUGCGAGGGACUAUGUGAGUCGUGUGCUGAGCGGCCUGGGCGGGGGACUCGCUCUGCGGAGGGAAGGGCAGCGGCUCUGCGCCCAGAGGCUGGGCUCCUGCCACACAUACUGGGCUGUGGGCGAGGAGCUUCUCCCCGACAGUGGCCGUGGGCCUGACGGCGAGGUCCCCAAAGAGACGGGAGGAAGCGUGUUCAACCUGGGGCCGUUUGUGGCAGAUCUGAUUGCCUUCAUCAAUGGAAGCGGACGCUCACCACGCUACACCUUCUGGUUCUGCAUAGCGGAGCCAUGGCCCCAGCACCAGCCGUGGACCAAGAAGCUAGUGAUGGUCAAGGUUGUUCCCACGUGCCUCAGGGCUCUGCUGGAAAUGGCACGGGUAGGGGGGGCCUCCUCGCUGGAGAACACCGUGGACCUGCACAUUUCCAACAGCCAGCCCCUCUCCCUCACGUCGGAGCAGUACAAGGCCUAUCUGCAGGACCUGGUCGAGGACAUGGAUUUCUAGGUCACUAGCCGCGUCUGCACCACCACCUGUGGGUGCAGGUCCCUCGCCUCCACCAAUAAACUACUUCUGGCCACUGUC